GCAUCGGGCCCGCAUAUAUACCUACGUAUUAUACACACGAGAACAAGAAUAAGAAUCGCGAGCGCAGUUUCGGUUUCGCGCGAGCUGGCCCAUUGCGGACUCGUAUCGAUUCCGGUAUAUUAGUCGACGCUUCGAAGCUGCCAUUACGGUCGAGCUAAUAUAGCGCUGUAGCGGUGGACUGCACUGGCGUCGAGCGAAGAAAAAGGCAAUGCAGCCGAAGCCGUCCACUCGGCAGAUAAUGAGCCUAACUGCGCCGCCUGAUCGUCCGUGCCACUACGAUGACUACUACGAUUACCCCGAUUACCAGGAGGAUCGCAAUUUGCAAUCGUUGCUCUCUACUGCUGCUGCCGCUACUCGUGCUGCUGCUUGGCUCCCUAGUCGUCGUCGCUUCUGCCCAGCCUCACUACGUUUCCCUGGAAGAUCGAGCGAAAAGCAUCAGCAGCAGCAGCAGCGGUGCAGGCGAGGCUGGCGGUGGCGGCAACAAAAAUGCCCAUGAAAAUAGGGAGCAACUGCCGGUCUUUGAGCAGACGGCGUCCAACGUCACCGCGUUCGAGGGUCAGACCGUCUAUUUGCCCUGCCGAGUGCACAAUCUGGCCGACAGAUACCAAGUCUCCUGGAUGAGAAGCAGAGACCUGCACAUCUUGAGCUUCGCCAGCGUCAUGUACAUCUCGGACCGGCGCUUCAAGCUGCAGCAUCUGAACGGCAGCGACGCCUGGACUCUGCAGCUCGAUCGCGUCCGCAAGUCCGACGCCGGCAGGUACGAGUGCCAAGUCAACAGCGAGCCCAAAAUCAUGUACGCCGUGCAGCUCGCCGUCAAAGAUCCUAACAAUCCAGACGAAGGCGAGCCCCAGUCUCAGCAAAGCAGGAUAAGUUUCGAGAGCACCGCACCGGUCGCCGCCAUCCUCGGUCCGAGGGAGCUCAGACUGGCCGCGGGAUCGACCAUCAGCUUCAAGUGCAUCGUCACCUCGCCCUACCUCACGAGGCCCAUCAAGGCCGUCCAGUGGCUCAAGGACAACAGACUGCUCACAUUCCAGGUUAAUUCAUGCCUUACAAAAUCCGAGCGAGGAGGCAUAAACGUCGAGACGGUAGCCAACACGGCGCAGACUCUCAGCGAAGCCACACUGGCGAAUCUUGGCAAGCAGGACAGCGGCAAGUAUACCUGCCGACCCAACGAAGGCAAAGCCGACUCGGUACUGCUCUACGUUCAAGACGGCGAGCUUACGGAAGCCAUGCUCAGGGAUGCCGCCGGCUACUCCGCUUCUGCCUCUUCCGUUUCGAUCUCGGCUCGAUUCUUAGCCACUGCUGCCGCCGUCCUUGCUGCUCUUCUCGGCUUUUAGCUUCUGACCGUUUAUUUCUUUUGUACAUAUAUAACGUAUCGUCGUUCUAGUUAUAGCUACUCGUAUCAUUUUAAUACAC
Messenger RNA from Trichogramma pretiosum, 1416 nucleotides. RefSeq lists its product as uncharacterized. Gene Ontology annotation, cellular component: neuron projection membrane. The transcript has 8 exons. Lineage: Eukaryota; Metazoa; Arthropoda; Insecta; Hymenoptera; Trichogrammatidae. The coding region runs from base 279 to 1337 and encodes 352 amino acids. Gene Ontology annotation, biological process: synapse organization. The record is from RefSeq and is a predicted model, not a curated record.